Molecule: messenger RNA, 645 nt
Organism: Umbelopsis ramanniana AG
Lineage: Eukaryota; Fungi; Mucoromycota; Umbelopsidomycetes; Umbelopsidales; Umbelopsidaceae
Exons: 1
Coding region: 119-445 (108 amino acids)
Source: RefSeq, a predicted model, not a curated record
GUUCUCAUUACGAAAUCAAGUUGAAAUCUCCAACAAUGACCGACUCCGCCAUUUGACAGGAGCGACACAUCGUUACACAGCUAACGAUUGGGGAGACCAAGCCAGAUUGAAUGGUUGUAUGGCACCUGUUGAGCUCGAACUGAAAAUGGACGCGCAAGUCAUGCUUAUCAAAAACUUGACUCCCUCUUUGGUUAAUGGUUCAACCGGCAUCAUCAUCGGAUUCACAAAUGAAGGUCAAUUUACAUCGGAAAGUUCUAUUCAGUCUCGCCUUCUGGAGAAGGAGAGAUCCAGCAAUACGCCAGGAGGAGGGCGAAAAGAAGAAAUGAUUAUACCAACAGAAGUAUACCCUAUUGUUAGGUUUGUCAAUGGACAAGAGGUGGUCAUUCAACCAGAAAGAUGGGAAGUUGAGCUACCAGGUCAGUGUUUAGCCCGUGGAGUUUUAUGAGCAUGGGAUCUUUUGUAUUUAUUUGUCGUUUCAAACAGGUGGUGAGUUGGCUGCAACAAGAACGCAAAUCCCGCUAAUGUUGGCUUGGGCUUUGUCAAUCCAUAAAAGUCAAGGGCAAACAUUGGAUCGUGUGUUCGUUGACUUGGGCAGUGUAUUUGAAAAAGGUAUAGAUCAGAGAGUGUGUCGUUCUGGAGUUGAUA